AUGAUUGCCGCCAAAGACCUGAAGCACAACCUUACGGAGGAGAAGCAGAAACACGAGAAGACCAAUGGUGCUCCCGCCUCCCGUGGCCCUUCGCCUAACCGUGGCUCCUCCCUACCCGACCACCUCGCUGUUGGCCCAGACUCUGAAUCCAAGGAGGCCUGGCGUCAACGCCGUAACAUUUCGCGAGCGAGUCAAGUCAAGAUCGUCAAGCUGUCUCACAUGCGCUACCAGCACCCGGACUUGAACGUCAUCACCACCUUCCUCCGCGACUUCGGCCUGCAUGUUACACACAAGACACCCACCCAGCGGUGGUACAGCGGUUAUGGACCUGAUCAGUACGUCUACUACGCCCAAGAGGGCCCGGCCAAGUAUUUGGGCGGCACCUUCGAGGUCGAGUCGGAGGCCGAGCUCGAGAAGAUCACCAAGCUGCCUGGCGCCAAGGUCCUCAACGAAGGAGUCCAAGAGAUGAGCGACGCGCCUGGCGGCGGCAAGAUGCUCAGCAUUCUAGAUCCCGAGGGCUUCCCUGUGAACUUCGUUUGUGGGCAGGCACCCGUCACAGAAAAGCGCAGCAUUCCGGAAAAACUCCUUCUCAACGACGAGAGUGACAAGCCGCGCCAGAAGGCGUUUCAGCGCUUCGAGCCUGGUCCCGCUGCCGUACACAAACUGGGACACUUUGGCCUGAACGUCGAGGAUUUUGCUGCACAGAUGGACUGGUACACGCGCCACUUCAACAUCUGUCCUUCGGACAUCCUGUACGUGCCGCUGGACGGCCAGACGGAUGACGAGGGCAAACCGAAGCGCAAGGAGGUGGCUUUGUUCGCGCACAUCGAUCGUGGCAACGACCUGGUCGACCACCACACCAUGUUCCUGACGACCUUGACGCCCGGGGUAGAGAAACACGUACACCACUGUAGCUUCGAGGUGCACGAUUUUGACACACAGGCGCUGGGUCACCAGUGGUUGGCGGGCAAGGGGUAUGAAUCCGUGUGGGGUGUCGGCAGGCACAUUCUAGGAAGCCAGAUCUUCGACUAUUGGUGGGAUCCUAAUCGGUUCAUGGUCGAGCAUUACGCGGAUGGUGACCUGGUGAACCAAGAUACGCCGAUGGGCUACGGGCCUGCUGGGCACGAAGGGUUGGCAGUCUGGGGCCCGGACGUGCCGAAAGAGUUCCUGGAGUAG
Molecule: messenger RNA, 1176 nt
Organism: Cyphellophora europaea CBS 101466
Lineage: Eukaryota; Fungi; Ascomycota; Eurotiomycetes; Chaetothyriales; Cyphellophoraceae
Exons: 3
Coding region: 1-1176 (391 amino acids)
Biological process (GO): L-methylmalonyl-CoA metabolic process
Cellular component (GO): mitochondrion
Molecular function (GO): methylmalonyl-CoA epimerase activity
Source: RefSeq, a predicted model, not a curated record